UCAAACUGUUCUAUAGAGCUUGUGCAUUGAGCGACGAGCGUAAAGUUGCAUUCGGAACGAAAGUCAACAAUCUAACAAGUCGACACACACAGGAAAAUCGAUGACCAUGGAUAUGGGCAUAAUGAAGACGAUUUCUAUAGCAGUAAAGUGGGUUGCGUUUAUUCUUAUGAUGAUAGGUGUCGGCUUUGUCAGUUUCUUCACGAAGGAAUACAGCGAUGAACUGAGCAAAGGCAAUCCUAAACCGGAUCCUUACGACCUUGGCCAACUCGGACGAUACGAAUUUUAUCUGUGCACUGUCAUUAUUGGUUUAGUGAUCGAGCAUAUUGGUUUUGUGUGCGUAUUACGUGGAUAUUUGCUGAAAAAACACAGCGCAAUGUGCAUGGCCGUCGUGCAGGCAUUGUGGGCGCUCCAGCUGAUGAUUUCAACAGCCCUGCUUGCCAGAGUUCUGACCACAUACCAGAAAGAAAUAUCUCCAGGUCAAUCGUACUGUGAUUACUGGGACGAGUUACCAGAAAGGAAGUACAAGUACACCUGUACCCAACUAACCAUUGGAGUGGUAUGUGGCUUCCUUGCAAUGGCUACGUUUGCUGUGGACAGCAUUAUCUCAACGAUUUUUGUUCUGAAGUCAGAAAAUUGAUUUGAACCUACUAUAUUCUUAUAUAUGAUUAGUAGAAAAUCAUGUGAUAUUAUAAACAACCUGUGGACCUUAGCAUACUUAUGACCAUAACAUAUUACCACAAAUAUCGCUACGAAGUUCUGGCAAAAAUUUUUAAAAUCAUUAAUGCUUAGUAGACUGUCACAAUAUUGUACAUUUUGAUGUAUUCUUGCAUAUCUAUGUUUGUAUCUGUGUAGCGUGAUU
Messenger RNA from Dendronephthya gigantea, 859 nucleotides. RefSeq lists its product as uncharacterized. The record is from RefSeq and is a predicted model, not a curated record. NCBI's taxonomy places the organism in Eukaryota, Metazoa, Cnidaria, Anthozoa, Malacalcyonacea, Nephtheidae. The transcript is spliced from 5 exons. Bases 101 to 637 code for a protein of 178 amino acids.